AUCGCGUGCGCUGGUUCAGAGAUCAGAGGGUCCGCAUCGGUUCGCUUUUCAAGUUCCCACCACGAGUAUAAUAAGGUCAGGACCCUCUCCCACGUUGGAAUCGUUUCCGCUACCCUCUCUGCGAAAACAAAGUCGAAGCCUGUCCGUGCGACUCUGGGGAUCUUUUUGCCUGUCCUCUCCAAAAUGUCAGCAGAAGACCACAAGGUUGAGGUUACUCAGCCUGUCGCAUCUGGCGAUGCUGCCAUCGCACCAGUCAACGAGAAGGAACCCUACAACGACGAGAAGGCUCUCGCUAUGACCCCCGAUGGUGAGGAGCCUAAUGCGGAUGAGGUCAAGGGUCUCCGCCAUGUUGCCGAGAAUCUUCCUCUUUCUGCAUGGCUAGUUGCUGUAGUUGAGUUGUGUGAGCGUUUCACCUACUACGGCAUGUCGGGUCUGUUUCAGAACUAUGUCCAGCGUCCUCUUGAUGGAAGUGAGGGCCGCGGUGCUCUCGGUAUGGGACACCAGGGAGCUACUGGAUUGACCACUUUCUUCCAGUUCUGGUGCUAUGUUACCCCUAUCAUCGGUGCCAUUGUCGCUGAUCAGUACCUUGGCAAAUACAAGACCAUUGUCCUCUUCUGCAUCUUCUACCUCAUUGGUCUGCUGAUCUUGGUUUGCACAUCGAUUCCUGGUGCUCUGGAGCAUGGCGCUGGUCUUGGAGGCUUCAUUGCCGCUAUUUUGAUCAUUGGUCUGGGAACUGGUGGUAUUAAGAGUAACGUUGCUCCUCUGAUUGCCGACCAGUACAAGCGCAAGAAGAUGGCGGUGAAAACUCUCCCCAAGGGGGAGCGUGUCAUCAUCGAUCCCUCUCUUACCAUCCAGCGUAUUUACAUGAUCUUCUACGGCGCCAUCAACGUUGGAUCUCUUUCCCUGCUGGCCACCCCCUACAUGGAGCGUGACAUUGGAUUCUGGUCUGCCUACUUGCUCUGCUUCUGCAUGUUUGCUGUUGGUACCCUGGUUCUAGUCUUUGGACGCAAGUACUACGUUGUCCGUCCUCCUCAGGGCUCGGUCAUUACCAACGCCUUCAGGGCUCUCUGGAUCAUGGUGAUCAACCGCAACCUGGAUGCCCCCAAGCCUUCCUGGCAGGCCACCAAUGGUGGUCAGCGCACCAACCUGCCUUGGGACGACCACUUCAUUGACGAGCUUAAGCGUGCUCUUGUUGCCUGCCGUGUUUUCUGCUUCUACCCUAUCUACUGGGUUGUGUACGGUCAGUUCUCCGGUAACUUCGUCACCCAGGCCGGCCAGAUGCAGGGCCACGGUAUCCCCAACGAUCUGAUGCAGAACUUCGACCCGAUCUCCAUCAUCGUGUUCAUCCCCAUCCUGGAGAGCCUGGUUUAUCCCCUGCUCCGUCGUAUGCACAUCCGUUUCCGUCCCAUUACUCGUAUCUCUCUGGGUUUCAUCGUCGCCUCUCUGGCCAUGAUGUACGCUGCCAUUGUUCAGCACUUGAUCUACUCUGCUGGCCCCUGUUACGAUAGCCCUCUGUGUGACGCCUCCCUUAUUGAUGGAGAGGCCCAGGGUAACCGUGUCCACAUUGCCAUCCAGACUCCAGCCUAUGUCUUCAUUGGUAUCUCUGAGAUUUUCGCCUCCGUGUCGGGUCUGGAGUACGCUUACACCAAGGCUCCCCCUUCGAUGAAGUCCUUUGUGCAGUCUAUGUACCUGCUCACCAAUGCCUUCGGUUCCGCCCUAGCUGAGGCUCUGACACCCGCUGCCUUCGAUCCUGCCAUUCUGUGGAUGUUUGUGGGCCUGGCUGUUGCCUCUUUCCUCGUUGGUAUCAUCUUCUAUAUCCUCUACCGCCACCUGAAUGACCAGGAGGACACUAUGAACGCUCUGGAUGCCGAUGAUUCGGAAACUCCUCCCCCUCGGUAUGAGAAUGAGGAGAAGAACUAGAAGUGUUCCUCUUUCUACUGUAAUAUAGCAAAUGUUUUUUUCUUCUUCUUCAGUUCGUGCAUCCACGCGGGGCGCGGAAAAUACCCUGUUUCGAUCUAUCUGUUACCGGGCUGCGUAACAGCGCCUGCAGAGCAGACCACUACAGCUAUCAUCCAUACCAGGUGUAAAUAAUCA
Aspergillus ochraceoroseus IBT 24754 is the source of this 2094-nucleotide messenger RNA. Its product is annotated as peptide MFS transporter. The transcript is spliced from 3 exons. The record is from RefSeq and is a predicted model, not a curated record. Gene Ontology annotation, molecular function: dipeptide transmembrane transporter activity; tripeptide transmembrane transporter activity. Gene Ontology annotation, biological process: transmembrane transport. Bases 184 to 1920 code for a protein of 578 amino acids. Gene Ontology annotation, cellular component: plasma membrane; fungal-type vacuole. Lineage: Eukaryota; Fungi; Ascomycota; Eurotiomycetes; Eurotiales; Aspergillaceae.